UUCAACCUGGCUGCCAUGGAGAAGCGCGCGCUCCCCGGGCUCUCCGUCGCGCUCGCGGCGCUGCUGCUGAUUCCUGGGCGCGCGGCGGAGGAGUACUCCACCAAAACAGAGCCGGACUACGAGUUUGGGGACUACCGGGGCAAGUGGUGCAUUGACGACCAUGGCUUCGUGUACAGCAUCGGAGAGGUUUACUACCCGAGCCCCACGGCGUGCCCCUGCACCUGCACCGUGGACGGCCCCGUGUGCGUCCGACCCAGGUGUCCCCGCAUCCACCCGCAGUGCACGCGGAUCAAGUAUAAAGCGUGCUGCCCUGUGUGUGAGGCCAUGGCCAGGGUCUGCGUCUACGGAGGCAAAACCUACAGACUGCUGGAGGAGUUCAGGGUGUCGAGGUGUGAGCGGUGCCGCUGCGAGGCCAACAGAGAGGUGUACUGCAGUAUUUCCGACUGCCCGGCCCCUCACUGCGUGAACCCCACCUAUGAGCCCAACCACUGCUGUCCCAUCUGUAAGACUGGUCCCAACUGUUUUGCCGGCAGCAGGGUGAUCCCGGCGGGGGAACGUGUGAACAUCGACGAGGAGACGGUGUGCUACUGCACCUACAGGGACGGAACGUGGCACACCCACCCCCAGGCCACCUGCGAACAGCGCCCCCUGCCCAGCUCCACACUGCGUCCCCGCACUGACGCCCCCAUGGACGAGGACGUGGCGGGGAGACUGUUCCCGAGACUGGACCUGAUACCCUGAAGCAGAGUCACUGGUUCCAGUUCUCAGUCAGUGGGACUCAGAGCAGUGAAUGUUUGGGACUCAUGCUGAAUGCUCACCAGCAUUCAGCAUUAAAGUUUAAGUUUACUGAUAAGUACUGACAUACAUCCUAAUGAUGAAAUUAGAUCAAAUAAGAGUCACUAACAUUACAUAUAGGAAAUGGUCUAAAGUGUCGGGAAAGUCGUGACUGUUGUCACAGCGUCAAACAGGUGAGGUCUGGUGGAAGCCCAGAUGUUGCCCACAUCUGUUGUUUGUAAAACAACAGAUUCUGUUUUUGUCAAAAGUCCAGAUAAUUCCAUAUUACAGCCUGAAGAAACCUCAUCACACAGAACCAGAACUGUUCUGAUGUUCUCACUGACACUUUCUGACCUUCCUGUCUGGAGCUCUAACUGUGACACUAAUCAACUGGGACUACAGUGAUGACAUGUGAAUAUUGUACUAACAAAUAUAUAUUUACACAAACAUAUUUAAUUAUUUUGCCAUAUUUUAACCUAUUUAAUGUCGACCAGCUGCAACAUCCUGACUCCAUUCUGUCUCACCUGUCACACUGAGUGGUGCUGCACUGAUCUGGUUGAGAUAAACUUAUAUUGUUAACAUAUUCUGAUAUGGUUAUGAUAAAUUGAUCUGGUUAUGAUUAACUGAUCUGAAGUGAUGCUCCUGUGCAGGUCAGCCGAUGUGAUGAGUCACAUUUUCAGUUUUUACAUUUACUGCAGAAAACAAGAGAAAACCUUUUAAAAAUGUGACUUAGACAUUAUGUGUUUAGUAGAGACAUUAGUAAAUAAUGUGAAUAUGUUUAUGUGUGGUUUUAUUGAACUCUAUGAACAAAUAGAAGUUGUUUCUGUAGAGCUGUUUGUCACAUACAGAUGUUUCAUGUUUCCUGUUCUGAUCCUGCCAGACCAAAAGAAAAGAUUAUGAUAGAUUAUCCAUCAUUUUAUUGUGUCCUUUAUGACUACCGAGGUUUUGGAUGCCUGUUUCCUUAGUGUAAUAGAUCUCUUUAAUUUUAUUAUGGCUCUUAAUUUCGAACAAUUCCCUCCCUCACUCAAGAUUUUCAUCUGGUCACUUUUUUUAAACUUUCUGAAGGCGCCCCCUACUGUUUGGAUGACCUUCACGACUCCUCCAGAAUCGCCUGGUCCAAACCAGAACCUUGUUUUCCAAACCAAUAAUUUAUCCAGAUCUGUUCAUUUUUAGAACAAUAAAGGCAUUACUGAACGUUC
Messenger RNA from Poeciliopsis prolifica (blackstripe livebearer), 1973 nucleotides. RefSeq names its product von Willebrand factor C domain-containing protein 2-like. The record is from RefSeq and is a predicted model, not a curated record. Gene Ontology annotation, biological process: negative regulation of BMP signaling pathway. Gene Ontology annotation, molecular function: protein binding. The coding region runs from base 16 to 741 and encodes 241 amino acids. Gene Ontology annotation, cellular component: AMPA glutamate receptor complex. NCBI's taxonomy places the organism in Eukaryota, Metazoa, Chordata, Actinopteri, Cyprinodontiformes, Poeciliidae. The transcript has 3 exons.